AUGUCUGCUCAAAUCAGCAAAAAGCGCAAGUUCGUAGCUGACGGUGUAUUCCGUGCUGAACUCAACGAAUUCUUCACUCGCGAACUCGCCGAGGAGGGUUACUCUGGAUGUGAUGUCCGUGUCACCCACGCCCGCACCGAGAUUAUCAUCCGUGCCACACACACCCAGGAGGUCCUUGGUGAGAAGGGCCGUCGCAUCAGGGAGUUGACCGCACUCGUCCAGAAGCGUUUCAAGUUCCCCGAAAACUCUCUUGAGCUUUACGCCGAGAAAGUGCAAUACCGCGGUCUUUCCGCUAUUGCUCAAUGUGAGAGCUUGAGAUACAAGCUCCUUGGUGGUCUUGCCGUCCGCAGGGCAUGCUAUGGUGUCCUUCGCUUCGUCAUGGAAUCUGGUGCAAAGGGUUGCGAGGUGGUUGUUUCCGGAAAGCUUCGUGCUGCUCGUGCCAAGUCGAUGAAGUUCACCGAUGGAUUCAUGAUCCACUCCGGUCAACCCUCACGAGACUUCGUUGACUAUGCCGUGAGACACGUUCUGCUUCGCCAGGGUGUCCUUGGUAUCAAGGUUAAAAUCAUGAAGGGCUAUGACCCCGAAGGCCAAUUGGGCCCUCGCAAGCCCCUUCCCGACUCUGUCCAGAUUCUCGAGCCUCCUCUCGACAAGAUUGUGUCGGAACCUUCCUCAGAGUCAAGAGAGCCUGCCGUUGUUUCCGCUCCACCCCCAGCUGCAGAGGAACCGGCUGUGUACGCACAGGAGCCAGCUUACCAGCAGGAGGCAUAUGGCGAGCAGCCUGCAUUCUGA
This is a messenger RNA of Suillus plorans, 789 nucleotides long. RefSeq names its product ribosomal protein S3. Gene Ontology annotation, molecular function: structural constituent of ribosome; RNA binding. The transcript has 4 exons. Gene Ontology annotation, biological process: translation. Lineage: Eukaryota; Fungi; Basidiomycota; Agaricomycetes; Boletales; Suillaceae. The record is from RefSeq and is a predicted model, not a curated record. Gene Ontology annotation, cellular component: nucleus; cytosolic small ribosomal subunit. Bases 1 to 789 code for a protein of 262 amino acids.